Molecule: messenger RNA, 1375 nt
Organism: Agrilus planipennis (emerald ash borer)
Lineage: Eukaryota; Metazoa; Arthropoda; Insecta; Coleoptera; Buprestidae
Product: putative serine protease K12H4.7
Exons: 7
Coding region: 66-1262 (398 amino acids)
Biological process (GO): proteolysis
Molecular function (GO): dipeptidyl-peptidase activity; serine-type exopeptidase activity
Source: RefSeq, a predicted model, not a curated record
UAUUAAUAUAAAACUUUGUUCAGAGGUAUAUACAAAAUAACGAGUUUUAUGAGGAAGGUGGGCCCAUGUUCGUAUUUAUAGGAGGUGAAUGGGGUAUUUCAACAGGCUGGGCUACGUCGGGAUUUUUUCUUGACAUAGCUCGUUCACAUAAUGGCGCUUUCUUCUACACAGAACACAGAUUUUAUGGUGACAGUUAUCCAAUAUACAACUGGGAGGUCGACGGUUUCAGAUACUUGUCUGCUGAUCAAGCAUUAGCAGACCUUGUGUAUUUUAUUGAAUACCAAAAGCAAAACACACCAGGACUUCGAAACAGUACGGUAGUAGUUGCUGGUUCAUCAUAUGCAGGAAGUUUAGCAGCAUGGGCAAGAAUAAAAUAUCCUCACAAAAUAGACAUUGCUUAUUCUUCUAGUGGUCCCUUACAUGCCAAAGCUGAUUUCCCAGAAUAUUUUGCUGCUGUAGAAGAAAAUCUACGCCUUGCAUCCCCCACUUGUCCGCAACUAAUCAGAAGAGCCAUGGCUGAUGCAAUACAAUUGCUAGAAACUCAAGAGGGAGCUGCCACUUUAUCGGAAUUAUUCAAUACAUGUGAGCCUCUAAAAGGUCCAGUAGAACCAGACAGAUCUUAUUUCCUUACCGGUCUUUCAUCACCAUUUGCGGAUGUAGCUCAAACUGCGGGUCCUGGCGAUUUGGUGGCCGAGUGUGAACGUCUGGAGAAUAACACAGGGACUGACUUAGAAAAAUUAGCUGAGUAUAUAAAACCACUACAAUAUUGCAUAUGGACUUACGAUUUAUUUAGAGAUUAUUAUUCUGAAACAUACGUCAUAGGAUCAAUGAGAACGCGUCAAUGGUUGUAUCAAACAUGUACUGAAUUUGGUUGGUAUCAAACACAAGCUUUUGGCGACACAUUUAAAGUGGAUCUGUUUUAUCAACUGUGCAGCGACGUUCUAGGAGAACAAUUUACUUCUUCCACACUUCAAGCUGGAGUUAAACGAACAAAUUUGUUUUACGGUAGCAUAAACCCGAAAGUAACACGACUUAUUACAUGCCAGGGUACAGCGGACCCGUGGCACACGGUGGGAUUACAGAACGAUUUAAAUGACCAUGCAAUUACAAUUAUUGUUAACGGCACUUCGCAUUCUGCCGACUUGUACUCUGUUAUGGAUUCAGAUCCCGUAGAGUUGAAACAGGCUAGAACCAGAAUUAUGGACACAAUAAGUGCCUGGAUAUCUGAAAUAGAAGGAGGCGUUAAAUCAACAACAAAAUAACUCCAAUAACGACUACAACAAUAAAUCCAUAUCAUGUCAAUAAUGAUAAUGAUCAAAUUCACGUAUUCAAUAAUUUAAUUCUAAAAAAAUAAAGUUUCUUUUGAGGCAUAAAA